Medioppia subpectinata is the source of this 667-nucleotide messenger RNA. The record is from the annotation of a GenBank genome assembly. Lineage: Eukaryota; Metazoa; Arthropoda; Arachnida; Sarcoptiformes; Oppiidae.
CCUAUAAACCACAUUAUUCAUACUGAAUUGUGGUUAAAAACAGUAUUAACAGCAAAUGAAAGUGAAAUUAAAAUUGAAAAUAAAAGCGAAGAUAAAAGUGAUUAUAACUCAAGUGAUGGUAUUUACAAACAACUAUUCAUUGAGAUGUCAACCUUAGGUUCGGGUGGUUUUGGGACAGUAUUUAAAGUAAAGCAUAGAUUGGAUGAUAAGACAUAUGCCGUUAAAAGAGUACAAUUUGGGGUUCUGUUUGCAAAGUCUUAAAUCCUUUCUCACAGACAAAGCCGUUGUCUUCGAGAGACAAACCGAAGACUUGAUGAAUAUCUUUGAAUACUUUAUUUCGUGUGAAAUAUUGAAAGAGCUCUUAGAAUGCGUUCAAUAUCUCCACGAAUCCAAUCCACCGGUCAUUCAUCGAGAUCUCAAACCCGACAAUAUAUUGAUUGAUCCGAUCUAUUCAUCCAAUCGUAUCGUAAAACUGUGUGACUUUGGUUUGGCCAUCGAUCACAACACCGAUGGACACACUGCCAGCCGAUACGAGCACACAUUUUGUGGUGCGUUGGGAUAUAUGGCACCCGAAGUGCUUUUGGGCAAACAAUAUGACCACAAAUCAGACAUUUAUAGCCUCUAUGUUAUCGGCGAACAGUUGUUUGGUAUUGAUCUUCAGGCGUAA